GCAAGAGUCUGAAUGUCUAUUAAAUAAUUUAGAGCCGGCGAGGCGGUAGAACGGAAGUUUCGAGAAAGCGCCGGGCAAAGAGAGGUAAACGAUGACGAACGCCGCGCAAAUUCCGACGAGCUUCGGCCAUGAACUUCGAGCAUGUCUUCGUUGCCGCCUGGUGAAAACGUACGAUCAGUUUCGAGAAUCAGGAUGUGAAAACUGUAGUUUCUUCAAGAUGGAGGAGGAUCACGAACGUGUCGCUGAUUGCACCACCCCUAAUUUUACCGGGAUUAUCUCGGUAAUGGAUCCUGCCAGAAGUUGGGCUGCUAGGUGGCUUCGAAUUGGCAAAUAUGUUCCUGGUUGCUACACACUUGCAGUCUCAGAAGCCCUGUCGGAGGAUCUGCAGGCUCUCUGUGAGGAAGAGCGGGUGCAAUAUCAUCCACCAAAACGUGUAUGAAUAUAUAUAUUUCUAUGUAAGACAGAAUUCAUAGUUGUAACUGUUUGGUAUAAAAAACUAGAAGAUUCCUUUAGGAGACUUACUUUUUGCUGUAUGGGAGAUUUUGAUUUAUUUAGAUUCCGUCUUCUCCA
Molecule: messenger RNA, 570 nt
Organism: Lactuca sativa (garden lettuce)
Lineage: Eukaryota; Viridiplantae; Streptophyta; Magnoliopsida; Asterales; Asteraceae
Product: transcription elongation factor SPT4 homolog 1
Biological process (GO): transcription elongation by RNA polymerase II; transcription elongation-coupled chromatin remodeling; regulation of DNA-templated transcription
Cellular component (GO): nucleus; DSIF complex
Molecular function (GO): RNA polymerase II complex binding; zinc ion binding
Source: RefSeq, a predicted model, not a curated record